AUGUUACUAUCUGCAAUGUUAAGACUUCCCAAUGCAGCAUUGCGGUACCGAUUAACGACCAGAUGCGUACAUAACACUAUGAGAAUACUGAAUGCUCAGGCAUUCGCUAUGCCUGCUAUGUCACCCACUAUGGAAAAAGGUGGUAUCGUCGAAUGGAAAUAUAAGGUCGGGGAUAUCUUUUCAGCGGGUGACGUGCUUCUGGAGGUUGAAACUGAUAAAGCACAGAUCGAUGUUGAGGCUCUAGAUGACGGGAAGAUAGCUAAAAUUAUUGUCGAAAAUGGCGCCAAAGAUAUCCCUGUUGGUGUAACAAUUGCAUAUUUGGCUGAUGUAAAUGACGACCUGUCCAGUCUGAAGUUCCCAAAGGAUUCCUCAAGUAUAGCAGAGAAGAAGGCUACUCCUAAGCAGUCUACACCAAAUAAAGGUACAACGUCAAGAAAAGAAACAAGUAGGGUAUCAAGCACUGACAGUGAAAAAUCCACAGGGAUUGGUUCUACGGAACUCUUACAAAAAGCGAACACAAAGCAGACACUAUUACCUUCAGUAGCUCAAUUGUUGGCAUCAAGGGGCAUUACCAAAGAUGAAGCGCUCGAGAAGAUAAAAAGUUCAGGUAAAAAUGGAAGGUUACUGAAGGGUGACGUUCUAGCGUAUUUUGGUUUGAUUCCCAAGGAAUCUGUUGUAAACAUUGCAAAGUAUAUCAAAAGUGGUGAGCAGCUAGACUUAUCUAACAUCGAAUUUAAAAAAGAAUCAGACAAGCUUGUGGAACAACAAAAACCUAAGGAAAAUGCGAAAGAACAGACCGUUAGAUCAGAACCUAUAAUUAUAACUGAGCAAAUUGGUUUGAAAGUUCCAAGUAACGUUACAUAUGAACAAUUAAGUUCUUCAUUAGAUUCAUUUUUGGAUGAGGCAUACCAUUUCACGCAUGAGCAACCUUUGACCAAUAUAAGGUCUGAUUUUUACGAUCCAAUAUUUGAACAUUUGGUUACACCCUCCCCAACAGAAGCAAGGUUUGACGUUACCUAUCAGUUAACUCCGGUGGAUACUGAGUUGAACGAUUGUGCUCAGAACGAUAUUUUUGACUUACUUUCUGCCUCUAAUAAAAGCAUACCAACGCAAAGGGGAAACGAGAGCGAUACUGAAACUUCUCAUAACGAAUAUAUACUAACCGUUAACGUUCAAGUCAACGAGAAGUUUUCUGAUUCCAAGGGCAAAUCUGAAAGAUUCAUCAACUAUUUGAAACAAUUAAACACUGUAUAA
This is a messenger RNA of Zygotorulaspora mrakii, 1254 nucleotides long. RefSeq names its product Pdx1p (gene PDX1). The record is from RefSeq and is a predicted model, not a curated record. Gene Ontology annotation, molecular function: dihydrolipoyllysine-residue acetyltransferase activity. Lineage: Eukaryota; Fungi; Ascomycota; Saccharomycetes; Saccharomycetales; Saccharomycetaceae. Gene Ontology annotation, cellular component: pyruvate dehydrogenase complex. Bases 1 to 1254 code for a protein of 417 amino acids. The transcript has a single exon. Gene Ontology annotation, biological process: pyruvate decarboxylation to acetyl-CoA.